AUGUCAAAGGAGUUCUAUGGGUUGAGACCUACUGUAGAGGAUGUGAACAAAGAUAUGACUAAGGAGGAAGGAACACAGAUGAAUGAUUGUAGGAUAGAAAACAUAUUCCCUGAACAGAUGAAUAGGGAUCAGGACUUCAAAGAGGAAAUCAAACAGGCUAUUAAGUCAUUAGUCGCUCAAAAUAAGGCAAGAGACAAUAGACUGGCUAAGGAACUUGAGAAACUGAGACUGGAUUUAAAGUCAGCAAGAAGUAAAGGUGACACCUUACAGCGAUCAGUAAAUACUUUAGAGAAGGAUGUGAGAGAGACAAGUAAAGAGCAGUCUGCCGUCUCAGAUAGAAUAGAUGGUCUGUCGACCAAAGUAAAAGACCUACAGUUAACAAGCCAUGAGUAUAUUGACAAUUACUUAAUGGGCCAGACAAAGAAGAUUGAGGAAGAAAUGUCUGAACAGAUAGAGACCAAAUCAGAGAGGGGGGAGACAACCCAAAGGUUUGUUUCCUUACAAAGAUAUGAAGAAAUUUUAUGGAUGAAAUCUUCAGUGACAAUUAAUGGAACACUGAAUUAG
Schistocerca piceifrons (Central American locust) is the source of this 564-nucleotide messenger RNA. RefSeq lists its product as uncharacterized. The transcript has 2 exons. Lineage: Eukaryota; Metazoa; Arthropoda; Insecta; Orthoptera; Acrididae. The record is from RefSeq and is a predicted model, not a curated record. The coding region runs from base 1 to 564 and encodes 187 amino acids.